AUGUACCUGGUCACCUUCAUGGGGAAUCUGCUCAUCAUCCUGGCCAUCACCUAUGACUCCCACCUCCACACACCCAUGUACUUCUUCCUCUCUAACCUGUCCUUUGCAGAUAUAUUUUUCACUUCCACCACUGUCCCAAAGAUGUUGAUGAACAUCCAGACAGGGACCAAAAUCAUAACCUAUGAAGGCUGCCUCAGCCAGAUGUAUUUUUCUAUGCUUUUUGCAGUAUUAGACAACUUCCUCCUGGCUGUGAUGGCCUAUGACCGCUUUGUGGCCAUCUGUCACCCCCUGAACUACAUGGUCAUCCUGAACCCCCAGCUCUGUGGCCUCCUGCUGCUGGCAUCCUGGUUAUUGAUAGUGUCUGUGUAUUAUGGUACAGGUUUUGGAGUGUAUCUUAGUUCUGCUGCUACUCAAAACUCAAGGGCAAGAGCAACAGCCUCAGUGAUGUACACGGUGGUCACUCCCAUGCUGAACCCCUUUAUCUACAGUCUUAGAAACAAGGACAUAAAGCAUGCCUUAAAACAACUCUUCAGAUGUGAAGCAGUAUAA
Molecule: messenger RNA, 549 nt
Organism: Choloepus didactylus (southern two-toed sloth)
Lineage: Eukaryota; Metazoa; Chordata; Mammalia; Pilosa; Megalonychidae
Product: olfactory receptor 7A10-like
Exons: 2
Coding region: 1-549 (182 amino acids)
Biological process (GO): G protein-coupled receptor signaling pathway
Cellular component (GO): membrane
Molecular function (GO): olfactory receptor activity; G protein-coupled receptor activity
Source: RefSeq, a predicted model, not a curated record